Molecule: messenger RNA, 1898 nt
Organism: Moneuplotes crassus
Lineage: Eukaryota; Ciliophora; Spirotrichea; Euplotida; Euplotidae
Source: the annotation of a GenBank genome assembly
AUGUUUAGAAAUAGAAUUGGCAUCCAACUAGGCAAAAGCCUGAAAGUUGUUAGCCCAUUAAGUCCAUUCUCAAACCAAUCAUUUGCAACUCAGAGUGUAUUUAGAAGACAACUGAGAGUUGACAGGACUUUCAGAGCAAGAAAUUUAGGACUUGGAACAAAGAAGUCUAUUGAUGUCAUGACGACCAAAGAGCUCAUCAGCCAGGCUAAGAGUGCUACCGCAUUAUACCAAUAUGCAUUAGAUAUGGAAGGAGAAGAAGAGUACAAGCCAACAAGAGUUAGGUACGCUCCAAGUCCAACUGGAGAAAUGCACAUUGGAGGGCUCAGGACAGCUCUUUUUAACUAUUUAUUUGCAAAAAAUAAUAAUGGAACUUUCAUUUUGAGAAUUGAGGAUACAGACAAAAAUAGAGAGGUCGAAGGAGCGGAUCAAAGAAUUGUUGAUGUGCUCAAAUGGGCAGGGCUUACUUGGGAUGAAGGAGUUGGAGCCACUAAGAACGAUCUUAAAGAAGGAGGUACUGGCCCAUUUGGGCCAUAUUAUCAAUCUCAAAGACUUCAGACUUAUAAGAAAUGGGUAAACACAUUGGUUGAAAACAAGCAAGCUUAUUAUUGAUUUUGUACGGCUGAAAGAUUGAAGGGAUUAAGAAAAUUGCAACAGAGAUCAAAAGGUGGUCAUACUAAAUACGAUAGACACUGAUUAGGUCUUACUGAAGAAGAGGUACAACAGAAGAUCGAUGCAGGAGAGCCUUAUACUAUUAGAAUGCUUGUACCUGAAGGAACUACAUCAUUUAAUGAUAUGAUUCAUGGACAAGUAACUAUGAAUAAUAGGCAAUUAGAUGAUCAGAUCCUUUUAAAAAGUGAUGGUUUCCCAACAUAUCACCUUGCUAACAUUGUUGAUGAUUAUUUGAUGGGAAUUUCUCAUGUGAUAAGAGGAGAAGAAUGGCUCCCUUCAACACCAAAGCACAUCUUAUUGUACAACAUGCUUGAUAUUGAGCCACCAGUAUAUGCUCACAUUCCUUUAUUAGUCAACAAUAAUGGAGCUAAACUAUCCAAAAGACAUGGAGAUAUAUCAGUAGACAGCUUCAAAGAGAAAGGAUAUCUCCCUCAAGCUUUAAUCAAUGGUCUUGCUUUACUUGGAUGGAAUCCUCCAAGUCAUGAUGAUCCAAAUAUUCUGUAUAGUAACUUAAAAGUCUUUGAAGAAUCUGAAAUUUUAACGAUGGAGGAUCUUGAAGCAUACUUCUCUUUGUUGAAAAUAGGAAAGUCUCCAUGAAAAUUUGAUAUUGAUAAGUUUAAAUUCUUCAACUCGCAUCAUAUUAGAAAGAGCUAUAUUUAUUACAACUCUGAUGAAAGAAAAGAAUCUUCUGUAAGGUUUAGAAAUUUGCUAUUGAAAAUUCUCCCAGAAGAGCUACACUCAGCUAUUCGUCAGUAUACUUAUAAACCAAUGGCAAAGAUUAUGGACAUGAUGAUUCCAAGAAUCCAGUUCUACUCCGACCUCAAGAAGCAUACCUAUUACUUUCAAAAACCAGACUUCGACUCUGAAAUUGCUCAGAAGUUCUACAAGAAAGUCAUGAGCCAGCCCGAAAAGUCAAAGGUCAUCCUGGAAGACCUCCACUCAGGCCUAAGUGAGCUCGACUCCGACUUCAAAAGAGAAGAUGUCGCCAAAGUGUGUUCGGUCUACCUUUACGAGCAGAACCAGAAAGGAAACUUCUUGAAGAACAAAGAAGUGUUCUUCUUGCUCAGAUACGUUGUCACUGGCAACUACGUGGGAGCCCCCAUCGGAGACACCUGAGAAGUGAUCGGCAAGCAGGCCACCCUCGACCGCAUCCAGGAUAUGAUUGUCAGGCUGGAAUAACUCGGACUGCAGACACAAGCUUCAUUUCAUAGUUGGCGACACACAAUAUU